GUGUUCGUGUUUUAUAAGCAACACAUGACUUGCUCCUUCUUUAAGCUUCGUGACUGACUGUCUCGUUUAUCCAUUCACCCUACAACUCGGAAGAUCAUGGCUGCGAUCUCCGUCCGCACGAGCACCUCCGUCUUCCUAGCUCUCCUUCUCAUCUCCUCCGUCCACUCCUUCUACCUUCCCGGCGUCGCUCCUCGCGAUUUCCAAAGUGGUGAAACCUUGUCAGUCAAAGUGAACAAAUUAUCAUCUACAAAAACUCAGCUUCCAUAUGACUACUACUACUUAAAGUAUUGUAAACCCCGCAAGAUUUUAAACAGUGCAGAAAAUUUGGGUGAAGUUCUUCGAGGUGAUCGAAUUGAGAAUUCAAUAUAUACGUUUGAAAUGAGAAAGGAGCAGUCUUGUACUGUAGCAUGUCGUGUAAAGUUGGAUGCUGAAUCUGCAAAAAAUUUUAAAGAAAAAAUUGAUGAUGAAUAUCGUGUACACAUGAUUUUGGAUAAUCUUCCCGUUGCUGUUCGUAGACAAAGGAGGGAUGGAAGUCAAUCGACAACAUAUGAACAUGGUUUUCGUGUAGGGUUCAAAGGAAACUAUCAAGGGAGCAAGGAGGAGAAAUAUUUCAUCAAUAACCACUUGAGUUUCAGAGUCAUGUACCACAAGGAUCAAGACAGUGAUUCUGCUCGUAUUGUUGGGUUUGAGGUUACACCUAACAGCAUUAAUCAUGAAUACAAGGAGUGGGAUGAGAAGAAUCCACAGGUUGCUACAUGCAAUAAAGACACCAAGAAUUUGAUGCAAGGCAGCACUGUUCCACAAGAAGUUGAUGCCAACAAGGAAAUUGUAUUUACAUAUGAUGUUUCCUUCAAGGAAAGUGAAAUCAAAUGGGCAUCACGAUGGGACACAUACCUUCUAAUGAAUGAUGAUCAGAUCCACUGGUUCUCCAUCAUUAACUCUCUGAUGAUUGUUCUUUUCCUUUCUGGAAUGGUGGCAAUGAUCAUGAUGAGGACACUUUACCGAGAUAUUGCCAAUUAUAACCAGCUAGAUACCCAAGAUGAGGCCCAGGAAGAAACAGGAUGGAAACUUCUCCAUGGAGAUGUGUUCAGGCCACCAGUCAAUUCAAAUUUGCUCUGUGUUUAUGUUGGCACUGGUGUUCAGAUAUUCGGAAUGACACUUGUGACUAUGAUAUUUGCAUUGCUAGGAUUCUUGUCUCCUUCUAACCGAGGGGGUCUCAUGACUGCCAUGGUUCUAUUGUGGGUUUUUAUGGGUUUGUUUGCUGGCUACUCCUCAGCACGUUUGUACAAAAUGUUCAAGGGCACAGAGUGGAAGCGGAAUACCUUAAAAACUGCAUUCAUGUUUCCAGGCAUUCUUUUUGCAGUCUUCUUCGUGCUGAAUGCUUUAAUUUGGGGAGAGCAAUCCUCUGGAGCCGUGCCUUUUGGAACAAUGUUUGCUCUUGUCUGCUUAUGGUUUGGAAUAUCAGUGCCCUUGGUCUUUGUGGGUAGUUACUUGGGUUUUAAAAAACCAGCUCUUGAAGACCCCGUGAAGACCAAUAAAAUUCCUAGGCAAGUACCUGAGCUGGCAUGGUAUAUGAAACCCGCCUUCUCUAUUCUUAUUGGAGGAAUUCUACCAUUUGGUGCUGUGUUUAUUGAGCUUUUCUUCAUUCUGACAUCAAUAUGGUUGAACCAGUUCUAUUACAUUUUUGGCUUCCUUUUCAUAGUGUUUGUUAUCCUGCUGCUCACUUGUGCUGAGAUUACCAUCGUGCUCUGCUACUUCCAACUGUGCAGUGAAGACUACAAUUGGUGGUGGAGAUCUUACCUCACUUCUGGGUCCUCUGCUCUCUACCUUUUCCUCUACUCCAGUUUUUACUUCUUUACCAAACUGGAGAUUACCAAGCUGGUCUCAGGCAUCCUUUACUUUGGGUAUAUGAUAAUUGUUUCAUAUGCCUUCUUUGUCUUGACGGGGACUAUUGGCUUCUAUGCGUGUUUCUGGUUUGUUCGCAAGAUCUACUCAUCAGUGAAGAUUGACUGAUUUAGAUGCAAAUAGUGGACAACCGCAAGAUGAAAAUGAAAAUCUGAGAAGCUCUAUGAGUGAGGACUGGGAACAGAUUUUCUUGCCCUCUCUUGAGAACCCCUUUUUGGUGAUGUUGGACAGUUAGGGUUGAAGAAUCUGCACUCUGCUAAUUUGUUACACAUUUCACAUAUCUUUGUACCAUUCUGAAGUAUUGAGAUGUCUGCAUAUCUUUUAUAUGUCUGUAACAAUGUAAUGACAGUAUCCAUGCGUUUUAUGUUUACCUGACUCUGCGAAAAAAUGCAAAAUGAGAGGAAAAGUAUACAUGAUCUUUGGUUCCAUGUCACUGCUAAA
Molecule: messenger RNA, 2346 nt
Organism: Prosopis cineraria
Lineage: Eukaryota; Viridiplantae; Streptophyta; Magnoliopsida; Fabales; Fabaceae
Product: transmembrane 9 superfamily member 7-like
Exons: 7
Coding region: 97-2013 (638 amino acids)
Biological process (GO): protein localization to membrane
Cellular component (GO): membrane
Source: RefSeq, a predicted model, not a curated record